Messenger RNA from Saccharomycopsis crataegensis, 303 nucleotides. RefSeq names its product cyclin-dependent protein kinase regulatory subunit CKS1 (gene CKS1). The record is from RefSeq and is a predicted model, not a curated record. Gene Ontology annotation, cellular component: SCF ubiquitin ligase complex; cyclin-dependent protein kinase holoenzyme complex. The transcript has 3 exons. Gene Ontology annotation, molecular function: cyclin-dependent protein serine/threonine kinase activator activity; ubiquitin binding; protein kinase binding. Gene Ontology annotation, biological process: regulation of mitotic cell cycle. NCBI's taxonomy places the organism in Eukaryota, Fungi, Ascomycota, Saccharomycetes, Ascoideales, Saccharomycopsidaceae. Bases 1 to 303 code for a protein of 100 amino acids.
AUGUCUCAGAAGCCCAGAUACUUGACAGACGCAGAGCGUGAAAAGGUUCUUGAGUUCCAAGACUCUAUCCACUACUCACCAAGAUACUCUGAUGACGCAUAUGAAUAUAGACACGUAAUGCUUCCAAAGCAGAUGCUCAAGAUAAUCCCUUCAGACUACUUCAACAGUGAGACUGGCACCCUCAGAAUCCUCUUGGAAGACGAAUGGCGUGGGCUUGGAAUAACACAGUCCCUUGGAUGGGUUCACUACGAGACUCAUGCCCCAGAACCUCAUAUAUUAUUGUUCAAAAGACAAAAGAAUUGA